AUGCAGUCCAAAGUGUGCGUUCUCCUGCUGGCAGCUCUGGUGUCAUCGGUGGCAUCUGCCCCGGAAAAAUCGAGCCGAGUCAUCAACCCUUACGUGGACAUGAAGGUUACCCGAGACUUCUGGGGAGCUUGGCGUUACUGCGAAAGCCAGGGCAUGCAAAUGCCAACCAUCACCUCGGAUGUGGACUUCAACAACUACCGAUUGGCAAUUUCUGCGGAUAUGAACGGAAACUGGUGGAUUGGAGCCGUGGAUUUUGGAGCAUCUCCGGGUUCGUUCGUUUGGAUCACCAAUGGCAAGGGAGUCUCCAGCCCAAGUGGUUACACCAACUGGUAUCCGAAUGAGCCGAACAAUCUGAAUGGAGUCGAACGCUGCAUGGAGUUGAGGACACAGUUCUGGAAUGAUGCUGACUGCUCACUGCAGAGAAAUGUCGUCUGCCAACAGAAAACUACUUGUUAA
Uranotaenia lowii is the source of this 456-nucleotide messenger RNA. Its product is annotated as lectin-like. The record is from RefSeq and is a predicted model, not a curated record. Lineage: Eukaryota; Metazoa; Arthropoda; Insecta; Diptera; Culicidae. The transcript has a single exon. Bases 1 to 456 code for a protein of 151 amino acids.